CUGAAAAAUUCAACAUCUGUUUUAGAGACUUUACAUAAACCUUACACAAUCGACCUGCUGACAGGUACUUACUAUCUUUUUACGCCUGACAACUUUUUUGGAGAUGAAUUCGAUGUAGAAAUCGAAGGAAGCUAUAAUGUAAGAGAAGCCUGGACUAUAGCGACAAACGUCUCUCAGCAGCUUCAUUACAUUGAUCAGCGACAGUUUGGUAAAUACGUAAUACUUCAGGGAAGUUCUGCGGUUUCUAUUUCUAACGUGUUACGUUACGGAGACUGCGGUAGAGACGAUAGUGUAGUAAUCAGUGCGUUUGUCGAAAACGUGAUAUCUGAGUUGCAGUACGUUACUGGAAUAAUGUGUACGUCCUGCGUCUAUUGUUUUCUGAAAUUACGGAUGUACAUUUAUAAUUUUAACAAUACCUUCUUAUGGUUUCUGGCUAAAGGCCAGUAUACUCUUUACGUAUAUACAUCUGGAAAUAACUUUGUUUCCGGUUAUACACCGCGUAUCUCAGGUACCUUAGAAAUUUCUGGAAAUCAAAUGUACUUCUACAUUUGUACGAAUUCCGAAACAAAGCUGAAAUUAUGUGUGAAUUUAGAGGGAAAGCAGUUAUAA
Messenger RNA from Enterobius vermicularis (human pinworm), 609 nucleotides. Lineage: Eukaryota; Metazoa; Nematoda; Chromadorea; Rhabditida; Oxyuridae. The record is from the annotation of a GenBank genome assembly.